Tilletiaria anomala UBC 951 is the source of this 1128-nucleotide messenger RNA. Its product is annotated as putative YKT6-snare protein for endoplasmic reticulum-golgi transport. Gene Ontology annotation, cellular component: Golgi apparatus. NCBI's taxonomy places the organism in Eukaryota, Fungi, Basidiomycota, Exobasidiomycetes, Georgefischeriales, Tilletiariaceae. Gene Ontology annotation, molecular function: SNAP receptor activity. The record is from RefSeq and is a predicted model, not a curated record. The coding region runs from base 385 to 1044 and encodes 219 amino acids. The transcript has 7 exons. Gene Ontology annotation, biological process: endoplasmic reticulum to Golgi vesicle-mediated transport.
UGAUGAUACGUCACUCAAAAGAAGUAGCUUAUUAGGGUUGUUUCCUUGAAGUCUUCAAAUUGGAACUUGGAACAGGGCACUGGAGAAGUUGUCCUCUGACCACUUCCCCCCAGCAAGCCAGCCACUGAGGAAGCCUGCCUGGCAUUGGAAACAAGUAACGCUGUGGAGCGAUGGACACGAGCCCGUCACCUCGAUGCCUUUCGCUCAACUUGGAUUCAAUUUAGUUAUCGAUCAGUUUGCAGUCAUCACGCACUGGCACACCGUUCGCUAGCUGCAGUAGCCAUAUUUCAUCACUGUGCCUUCUCCAAGGCUGCUUUGCCUCGCCCCUGAAAGGUUAUUUGGUUGAACAACAGUUGCGAAUACAAAUCGACACAGCCAAACACAAUGAAGCUUUAUGGUCUCCUCAUUUUUGCCAACCCGCCCGGCGCACCUGCGGUCCCACUUGUCAGCGCUUGGGACCUUGGAUCGUUCAGUUGGAUGCAGCGUGGGACAGUGCAGGACAUUAUGGGCUUCAUGAGCAAGACUGUCGCCGAGCGAACAGCUCCCACACAGCGGCAAAGCGUGCAGGAGAACAGCUACGUAGCCCACGUGCAUUCUCGGCCAGCAUCAGAUGGAAUCUGUGGCGUGCUCGUAUCGGACGCAGAAUACCCUACGCGCGUUGCUUUCUCUCUGCUCAACAACAUGCUUGACGAAUUCAUCAUUAAGGUGCCCAAGAUGCGAUAUGAGAGCCACGUCAACCGUAUCACUACGGGAAGCGCCCCACAGCCAUCCAAGGGCGAGGGAGUGCUCACCACUACUUCCGACUUCCCACAAGCGCAGGAGUACCUCGCGAGGUAUCAGGACCCUAGACAGGCGGAUACCAUCAUGAAGGUUCAACAAGAGCUCGAUGAAACAAAGAUUGUCCUUCACCAAACGAUCGAAUCAGUUCUGCAGCGUGGUGAGGAUCUUGACAAGCUCGUCGAGAAGAGUGGAUCCCUCAAUGCACAAAGCAAAAUGUUUUACAAAACAGCCAAGAAACAAAACUCUUGCUGCGUUGUGAUGUGAUGUUCUUUCUUCUUGUACACUACACCCAUUUGCUGCUACGCCUGAUAGACUGGACAUUGCUUCGCUCGCCCCUGCGUGGUGGCC